UAAAUUAUUUAUUUGAAGAAGAAAACAUGACACCCAACAACCUAUCUACAGAAACAACAACACCAACUCCCACCGAGGGAAACAUCAUGCCACCACCAACACUCAAGUGUCUCCAAUUCAAUGUCUGGCUGGAUGCCACACGAGUCCGGGAAGGCUUGGAGCUGACUGCCGAUGCCAUUAUCGACUCCAAGGCUGAUAUUGUCUCCUUGAUUGAAGUCAAGAAUUUCACAGGCGACUUUGUAGGGCGUCUCAAGAAGGCGUUAAAGGCGCGAGGGGUUGACUUUUACGGUAGCUUUGCCGGCAAUCCCUUCAAGCUGAGCAUGGAUGCCGAUACGGCCAUUCUAUCACGUUAUCCCAUUACGGAGCAAACGGUUGUCUACAGAACGUUGGAGAAUUGUAUCGUGAGAUCCAUUGUCCAGGUCAAUCAUCAUCAUCAAGAUAACAAAACGCCGCUUCCAGUAGCCGUCUACUCGGUUCAUUUGGAAUACCGCAGUUACACGUGUUACCUACCGCGAGGCUAUAACAGCUUUAGCUGGAACUUUCCAGGGUGGAAAGCAAGGCGGUCUCCAAAGUCUUGGAAAGAAAUGAUCUUUUGUCAACCGGGAAAUCAUCCAUUAGAACCCAUGGUGGAUCCACAGUUGAUCCACGAGGAUAAUAUGCAAUCCGGACGACCACAAGCUAUUGAAAAGCUAAUGGAGGAUGCCGCUACCUUGUCGGACACUGUUGCGGCCGUGAUUGUCAUGGGCGAUUUCAACGAGCCAUCGGCUCUGGAUUGGACCAAAGCUACCGCACAAACGGUAGAUCACAAUGGUCUCGUCUACGAAUGGGAUUCCACACGCCUGCUUCUCGAGAAUGGAUAUGUCGAUAGCUACCGAGAGCUCUAUCCGAACCCCGUCACACAUCCCGGGUAUACAUGGCCAUCGGCAGCGCAGGGGAAUGGCGCGACCCACAAAAAGAAGACGGAUUGGGCCAAGUUGUCCGAUGAACGGGAUCGAAUUGACUUUAUCUUUUACAAAAACAACAAUCCCCAGCAACAACAAUUAUCAUUAAAAGCCCACGAUGCUCACUUGGUCGGAACACCCAUCAUGACCGCGAGGGAUACCUUGGUGGACGAGUCGGAUUUGCCGUAUGAGGACAAGAUCCAUUACGGAAUUGAGGCACCUUGGCCUUCCGAUCAUCGAGCCGUUUUGACCGAGUUUCGUCUAGUCGGUGAUGCUGCCCCGGCCGUUGCUGCAUCUGGCAUCAAUGGGACGGUAGGAUCUCAAACUUCUGAGACGCCCCUCCAAACCCCUCUCCUAUAGGCAGGUUCGGUGGGACUUAGUAUGUUUGAAGAAAGUGUUCAGCUGGCUCAGUCUGGCCUGGAAAUGCAAUGCCCCCAACUUGCUACUGUAUUCUCAAGCAACCGUUCCAUUGGGAAAUGCUGAGCGCGAUGUACAUGUAGUACAUGUAGUACUAUUUUGAAGAUUUUGUAUUGUUGAAAGAGCUGGCUCAUUAGCCAGGAAAUGAUAGAACACACGCCCAAUAUAUCUAUAUAUGAAUAGAUAGAUGUAGGAAGCAACUUAGUAGCCAAGAUCAUCCAGCCAGUCUAACAUACUAUUGUUGGUCAAUGGUCAUCUACCGGUAGCUAGUGAGUGCUUUGCAACAGGGAGGGGGUAACACUCUAAAUGCUCUGCCAAGUUUAAAAUUGACUUUGCCGAAUAAGAACAAACCCACCCUUCGGCGAUCAACCUUGCUAGAGCUAGCUAGCUAGCAACACAAAAUGAAGCUGAGUGUGAGUUUAAACUUAAUCUUGUCUUUUGACGAUUUUGCAUUGCUGAAAGAGGACUGUCAAUCAGUUGGCCAAGCAAGAAAUGGCUGGCAGACCAUCCCUCGCAACAGUAGGAAUGAAGACUACUGUAUGCAAAGAACAAAUUACAUGAAUAGAAGCAAGAAGCAACUUAGCCAAGAUCCAUUCUGAUGGAUGAAUGGUCAGCCAGCCACCGAUCAGGUUCACUUUGCAACUUGUAAUCAACCAUACCGUAGUGUACUGGUACCGUACCGGAGCCUGACCCACUGCCGGCUUCCCUAGCUAGCUAGAUCAUUCCGUAUGCCAAACUCUACAUGUACCCAAUGUUUCAAGUGGCUACGACCGAAACCUUGGGCAUUGCGGUGUCGAGCGACUGGUCAACUUGUAAUUUGCAAUCAACCAUGCAUCUAUCACUGUAGCCUGGCCCACUGCCGGCUUCCAUAGAUCAAUUCCCUAUGCCAAACUCUACACCUCCAAUGCUUCAAGCGGCCAUGACCAAAACUUUGGGUAGUGCCUUAUCGCGGAUAGGAUAGCGCGACCAGCUCCUCCGGAACCGGUACCACACCACACCUUGGCAAGAUCAACUUGGAACCAUUAUCUUUUCGUAAAUCCACCCGGGCGGAAGAAGAAAGAUCCGCCAAUCGUGUGAAAUUGUGGGGUAUCAACAGGGGUAUAACCAAAUACUAUCAUGUAGCCCGCGGAUAACCUAACAUGUUGUCUACCUCUCUUUACAACC
Molecule: messenger RNA, 2522 nt
Organism: Seminavis robusta
Lineage: Eukaryota; Bacillariophyta; Bacillariophyceae; Naviculales; Naviculaceae
Source: the annotation of a GenBank genome assembly